This is a messenger RNA of Triticum turgidum subsp. durum (durum wheat), 666 nucleotides long. The record is from the annotation of a GenBank genome assembly. NCBI's taxonomy places the organism in Eukaryota, Viridiplantae, Streptophyta, Magnoliopsida, Poales, Poaceae.
AUGGUGAGGGGGAUGCCCAAAUCAAGACCUAUCAAAGCGGCGGCCGAGGUGGUCUUCGACCCGUCCGUCUCUGGCCCCCGGAAGCCGCGCCGUGCCGAGGCGCCCUCGUCGAGCAGCGAGUAUCACCACUUCAUGGGGUCGAGUCUUUCAAAUAUGUACCACAAGCCAGCUCCGGCGAAAUCUACCGACAUGUCUGAUGAUGAGCCUGACAUUGAUAUUGAGAAGUUGUUGAAAGAUGUUGAGCUUUUCGGUGCCACUACAUGGAAGGACAAGAAUAAAAUACAGAACCGCAAAGUAGUUGAACUGGGUGGAAAGGCCAUUAAGAAGCAGCGUACACCAUUAUCUGUGGCAAUCCCAGCUAUGAAGAAUCAGCAGAAAAGAGAACAAAAGAAGAUUGAGGAGGAAAGACUGCUUGGGAUUUUUAGGAAACAAAACAAGAAUAAGAAAUUUGAGAAGCUUAGACCAGAGGACCGAGUACUCAGGGCAACUGAAGGGCGCUUCAAGAACGGUAUACUCGAUGUGAAGCACCUCAUGGGAGGACCAAAGCAGUCCUCGUCGUCAUCGUUCAGAGAUGCGCCGGAGCGGGAGAUGAGAAAGGGUAAGAAAGGGAAAGGAAAGGGAAAGGGGAAAGGAAAGGGGAAGGGAGGCCGAAGGAACAGACGUUGA